CUCGGCGAGUGGCUCCAGCUGCAGCAGCCGUCCCGUCCCCGUCCCUGUCCCUGUCCCUGUCCCCGCACCUCAGCGGCUGCAGCCGCCGCCGGCCCCGCGUCUGCUCCCUGCUACUCAGGGCCCGGGGGGCUGCUGUCCUUCCCGCCCCGCAAUGAACCCCCCGUCGGCAGCCGGUGAGGACAAGGGGGCUGCAGGCAGCGGCAGCUGCUGCCGAGGAGCCGAGGGCGGCGGGGACACGAGGAGCUCGGCGGCCGCCGCCGAGGAGGAGAUGGGAGUCGCCGGCCAGAAGGAAGAGUCCCUGGAAGAAAAGCUGAGGAACUUAACCUUCAGGAAGCAGGUGUCCUACAGGAAAGCAAUCUCCAGAUCAGGCCUCCAGCAUCUGGCUCCUGUGCACUCCCUCAGCAUCGCAAUCUCCAAUGGGCCAGGGAAGGAGCCAAGAACAACACUAGAAUGGAGUGAGAAUGCAGUGAAUGGAGAGCACCUGUGGCUGGAGACCAAUGUCUCUGGGGACCUGUGUUACCUGGGGGAAGACAGUUGCCAAGUCAAAUUUGCAAAAUCGGCUCUCCGACGAAAGUGUGCUGCCUGCAAGAUUGUGGUCCACAAUGCAUGCAUGGAACAGUUAGAGAAGAUUAAUUUCCGGUGCAAACCAACUUUCCGAGAGGGGGGCUCCAGAUCUCCAAGAGAAAACUUUGUCCGACAUCACUGGGUGCAUAGGCGGAGGCAGGAAGGAAAGUGUAAGCAGUGUGGAAAGGGAUUUCAGCAAAAAUUCUCCUUCCACAGUAAAGAGAUUGUGGCCAUCAGUUGUUCCUGGUGCAAGCAGGCGUUUCACAACAAAGUCACCUGCUUCAUGUUACAUCACAUCGAGGAGCCGUGUUCCCUGGGGGCUCAUGCUGCUGUCAUUGUGCCUCCCACCUGGAUCAUUAAGGUGAAGAAAGCUCAGAACUCAUUAAAAACUUCAACCCGGCGGAAGAAGAGAACAUCCUUUAAAAGAAAAGCCAGCAAAAGAAGCAAUGAGGAAAACAAAGGCCGACCAUUUGUGAUAAAGCCCAUCUCUUCGCUGCUCAUGAAACCACUGCUGGUGUUUGUCAAUCCAAAAAGUGGAGGGAAUCAGGGCACUAAGGUUCUCCAGAUGUUCAUGUGGUACUUGAAUCCACGCCAAGUCUUCGAUCUCUCUCAGGAAGGGCCAAGAGAUGCACUCGAACUGUACAGAAAAGUGCCAAAUCUGCGAAUCCUGGCCUGCGGUGGGGAUGGAACGGUGGGCUGGAUCCUCUCCAUCCUGGAUGAGCUACAGCUCAGCCCCCAGCCUCCUGUUGCCGUCCUUCCCCUUGGCACUGGGAAUGACCUUGCUCGCACCCUCAACUGGGGAGGGGGUUACACAGAUGAGCCUGUCUCGAAGAUUCUCUGUCACGUAGAAGAUGGGACUAUUGUCCAGCUGGACCGCUGGAACCUCCAGGUGGAACGAAACCCCGAUUUGCCGCAGGAAGAAAUUGAGGACGGGGCACGUAAGCUUCCACUCAGUGUCUUCAAUAAUUACUUCAGCCUUGGAUUUGAUGCACAUGUCACGCUGGAAUUCCAUGAAUCCCGAGAAGCAAAUCCAGAGAAAUUCAACAGUCGCUUUCGAAAUAAAAUGUUUUAUGCUGGGGCAGCCUUUUCAGACUUCCUGCAGAGAAGUUCCAGAGAUUUAUCCAAACAUGUUAAAGUUGUGUGUGAUGGAACAGACCUGACCCCAAAGAUUCAGGAGCUGAAGUUCCAAUGUAUAGUGUUUUUAAAUAUACCUAGGUAUUGUGCUGGCACAAUGCCCUGGGGUACCCCCAGCGACCACAGAGACUUUGAACCUCAGCGCCAUGAUGAUGGUUACAUUGAGGUCAUUGGGUUCACUAUGGCCUCUCUGGCUGCUCUUCAGGUGGGAGGUCAUGGAGAAAGGUUGCAUCAGUGCCGGGAAGUGACUCUGUUAACAUACAAGUCUAUCCCCAUGCAAGUGGAUGGGGAGCCAUGUCGACUGGCUCCGUCUCUCAUUCGGAUCUCCCUAAGGAACCAGGCCAAUAUGGUGCAGAAGAGCAAGAGGAGGACAUCCAUGCCUUUACUCAAUGAUAUCCAUAAAGGGCGCGCUGCAGACCUGAGAAGAGUCUCUGCUCCCCCUGACUCCUUCACUAUUCCCCACUCCAUCCCAGACCGCCUGCGGAUCCGAGUGAACAGGAUUAGUUUACAAGAUUACGAGGGGCUGCAUUAUGACAAGGAAAAACUGCGAGAAGCCUCCAUACCUCUGGGAAUUAUAGUUAUACGAGGAGAUUGUGACUUGGAGGCCUGUCGUAUGUACAUUGACCGGCUACAAGAGGACCUGCAGUCGGUAACUUCUACUACGCAGAGAGUUCACUACCAGGAUCAGGAAGGUUCCUUCCCACGAGUACUUUCUGUUCAGAGGCUCUCUCCUAGAUGGUGCUUCCUAGAUGCAACUUCUGCUGAUCGUUUUUACCGCAUUGACAGAUCUCAGGAACAUUUGCACUUUGUGACGGAAAUUUCUCAGGACGAGAUUUUUAUCCUGGACCCAGAGCUGGUGAUAUCACAGCAGGUGGGGACGCCGCCGGGAAUGCCGGAUCUGGUAGUGGAGCAGGCCUCUGGAAUAUCGGAUCGGUGGAACCCUGCAGUCCGAAAGCGGAUGCUGAGUGACAGUGGCCUUGGCAAGAUUUCCCCGCACUACGAGGUACCUGACAAACAAAAGGACGCCAGCCAGACACACAUGCUGCAGCCACCCGUCUCUUCAGAAGAUCAAGCACUUUUACAAGCAGUAAUAGACGGUGAUCUUCUAAAGUUCAUAGAAUGCUGUAAGAGAGGAGCUAAUCUGUUAAUCCAGGGACCUGACCACUGUUCCUUGCUUCACCAUGCUGCCAAGACUGGGCACCUUGAAAUUGUGAAAUACAUCUUAGAACAUGGUCCAUCGGAGUUACUGGAUAUGACAGACAGUGAAACGGGUGAGACAGCAUUGCACAAGGCGGCCUGCCAGCGCCAUCGUGGCAUCUGCCAGCUCUUGGUGGAUGCGGGAGCAUCUCUAAGAAAUACAGAUUCCAAGGGUCAGACACCUAGAGACAAGGCUCAGCAAGCUGGGGACUCAGAUCUGGCCUCCUACCUGGAAAGUCGUCAGAAUUACCAGAUGGUUUCCCAUGAGGACCUGGAGACUGCAGUUUGAUGUCCGUGAAGGGGAAGAGAACCCUAGGAAA
This is a messenger RNA of Chrysemys picta bellii (western painted turtle), 3215 nucleotides long. It is a transcript of the gene DGKI, whose product is annotated as diacylglycerol kinase iota. The record is from RefSeq and is a predicted model, not a curated record. Gene Ontology annotation, cellular component: nucleus. Lineage: Eukaryota; Metazoa; Chordata; Testudines; Emydidae. Gene Ontology annotation, molecular function: ATP-dependent diacylglycerol kinase activity; protein binding. Gene Ontology annotation, biological process: lipid phosphorylation; intracellular signal transduction; diacylglycerol metabolic process.